Molecule: messenger RNA, 734 nt
Organism: Laetiporus sulphureus 93-53
Lineage: Eukaryota; Fungi; Basidiomycota; Agaricomycetes; Polyporales; Laetiporaceae
Exons: 3
Coding region: 144-734 (196 amino acids)
Source: RefSeq, a predicted model, not a curated record
AAAAAUUCAGGAAAAUUACAAAAGAGAAUCAACAACGCUUACAUCAAUUAUCAAAAUGGAGCUAAAAUGAAUGACCGCCGCAGGGGUCGAACCGAGGCUGGCAUCAAAUUGGUCACCCUUCUACUAGUCCUGUUACACCCAGCAUGGAUAUGCUCAGAACUGGAACUGGAUUUGUGCAAUCUGCCGAGAUCUUGGAAUCACAAGACCUACUGGCUGUACGCAUGAAUGCGUCGCUCAAAAUCAUAGAUCCCCAGUUUUACGCAAAUGCUGAAAAAGUGCAUGACAGGAUGAAUCAGGAGAAUGCAGGUGCAAGAAUGAUUGGUGGGAUGGACCCUCUGGUCCUGGAAGGAAGAGAAUAUCUUGUCAAUAGUCGAGCACCCAUCCACAUCGACAAGCAAGAUACUCCUUUAGGAUGGGUUGGGAUUGUAGCGUUGGGAUAUUUUACUGGAGGUUUUAUCUAUCUGGCAUCUUUAGGUCUCAGGGUCAGGAUGCAGCCAGGGGACUGCAUUUGGUUGCGGGGUAGAGUGUUGACUCAUGGAGUGGAAGAAUGGGAAGGUACUUUGCGCAUCUCUAUACCCCACUUCACCCAUGCCUCAGUGUGGAGGAAGUAUGGGAUGGCAGAUGAAGCAGGUCUCAAACCAAGUGAACCAAGCACUCCCAAACCUAAACCGGGUACUUACAAACCUAAAGGGAGUACUUACAAAUGUAAAGCAGGUAUAAAAAAAUGCACUUAG